Molecule: messenger RNA, 1797 nt
Organism: Macadamia integrifolia
Lineage: Eukaryota; Viridiplantae; Streptophyta; Magnoliopsida; Proteales; Proteaceae
Product: anthocyanidin 3-O-glucosyltransferase 2-like
Exons: 1
Coding region: 196-1641 (481 amino acids)
Molecular function (GO): UDP-glycosyltransferase activity
Source: RefSeq, a predicted model, not a curated record
GUAAAUUGGAUAAUCAUCAUUUAAUUUAGGUGCGCCCAUCGUGUAAUACAGAAUUUGAUCUUGAUCCUCCCAGCGCCGAAGAGAGACCAAUCACAUCCGACAAGCUUUCCAGGUUCUCCCCCUUCACGAUCAUUCACUAUAAAUUAGUCGAAUAAAACCCCAAAACAGCAGGAAAAAAAAAAAGGUAAAUUAAGGAUGAAGAAGAAAGCAGAUUUGGUGUUCAUCCCAGCUAUGGGAAUCGGUCAUCUUGUCCCAAUGAUGGAGUUUGCCAAACGCCUCCUCGAUCGAGAGAAUCGUUUCUCCAUCACCGUCUUCCUCAUCAAAACACUCUUUGUUUCAUCAGAUUUCACCUCUUACACCGAUUCCCUUCCACAGAUCCGAUUCGUCUACCUCCCCGAACUCGAACCACCUCCUUCUUCGUCCAAUCUCCGAACCCGAGAGAGCGUCGUGUCCGUUCUCGUAGAAACCCACAAACGACUCGUCAAACAGACAAUCACCAAUCUCUUUUCCUCCGACACGGACUCUGAAUCGACUCCAACUCGGGCUCCAAUUGCAGGGUUAGUCAUCGAUCUUUUCUGCUCUUCCUUAAUCGACGUCGCCAAAGAACUUGGCGUCCCUUCUUACAUCUUCUUCACCUCCACUGCGGGUCUGCUCGGUGUCAUGCUCCACCUCCCUGAGCUCGACAACCAGAUCAAGACCCAUUUUAAGGACUCAGUCACAGAGCUGAGUAUUCCGAGUUUCACUAACCCAGUUUCCCCCUUUCUGUUGCCGUUGCCAAUGUGGAGCAAAAAGGACGACGGCUACGGCUGGUACGUCUAUCACGGCCGAAGGUUUACAGAGGCAAAGGGUGUUAUCUUAAAUUCAUUCGCCGAACUCGAACCCACCGCGAUUAAAUCUUUCUCCGGCGGUCGAAUCCGGUCCCCGCCGGUGUACCCUGUUGGACCGUUAAUUGAUCUGCACGGUCAGGUUCACAAUCAGACCCAGUUGGAAGAAAGUAUCAAGGGGUGGUUAGACGAUCAGCCCCCGUCAUCGGUGGUUUUCCUGUGCUUCGGCAGCAGAGGAAGUUUCAAUGCCGCGCAGGUGAAGGAGAUCGCUCUUGGGCUUGAGCGGAGCGGUCACCGUUUCUUGUGGUCCCUACGUCGGCCACCGGAGAAGAAUAAGCUUGGCUUACCUACCGAUUAUGAGAACUCCGGAGAGGUCUUACCGGAGGGAUUCGUAGAUCGGACGGAGGAUAGAGGGUUGGUGUGCGGGUGGGUUCCACAGACGGCGGUGCUGGCACACGGAGCGAUAGGUGGGUUCGUGUCUCAUUGUGGGUGGAACUCGAUAUUGGAAAGCUUGUGGUUCGGUGUGCCUAUCGCAGCUUGGCCUUUGUAUGCAGAGCAGCAUCUGAAUGCGUUUGAGAUGUUAAAGGAAUUGGGAGGGCUAGUGGUGGAAUUGAGAUUGGAUUAUAGGGGAGGUGAAGAUGAUUUGGUGACGGCAGAAGAGGUGGAGAGAGGAGUGUCGCGUUUGAUGGAUUCUGAUUGUGUGGUGAGGAUGAGGGUGAAGGAGAUAAUGGAGAAGAGUAGGAGAGCUUUGAUGGAGGAUGGAUCUUCAUUUACUUCUCUCGGUUGCUUGAUCAAGGACCUAAUGGAUGAGAGCUGAAAUGGGCCUAGAGGGAUUGCAGAACGGGUUUUGACAUGUAGAGGGAAGAUUUUUUUUUUCCCCAUUUUAAUUUUCUAUUAAGAUAAAUAAGGGUUAACAUCUACUACUGUUAUUUUGAGAAGAAAUUACAUUGUCAUUCUCUGUACUUUGUUUUAA